Messenger RNA from Centruroides sculpturatus (bark scorpion), 1962 nucleotides. Its product is annotated as multidrug resistance-associated protein 5-like. Gene Ontology annotation, biological process: transmembrane transport. Gene Ontology annotation, cellular component: membrane. The record is from RefSeq and is a predicted model, not a curated record. Gene Ontology annotation, molecular function: ATP binding; ATPase-coupled transmembrane transporter activity. The transcript has 2 exons. Bases 930 to 1871 code for a protein of 313 amino acids. NCBI's taxonomy places the organism in Eukaryota, Metazoa, Arthropoda, Arachnida, Scorpiones, Buthidae.
UUGGUUGAUGCAAAUGCUUCUCCCCUCUAUCUGUUCUAUAGUUCAAUGCGAUGGUUUGCAAUAAGAAUGAAUUUUCUUUGCGUUUUAAUUAUAUUAAUUGUUUGUUUAUUUGGACUUUUUUUAAAAGAGGAAAUAGCUGCAGCAUUUAUUGCACUUGCUAUUUCACUUACUAUUCAGAUGUGUAGUUUCUAUCAAUAUAUAACAAGAUUAGGUUGUGAUAUUGAAGCUCGUUUUACAUCUGUAAAACGAAUUCAAUCGUACAUUGAACAGUUAGAAUUAGAAUCUCCUGCAAUAGUAGAUAAUUCUCGUCCACCAGUUGAUUGGCCAACAAGAGGACGCAUAAGUUUUCGUGAUGUCACAAUGAGAUACAGACCAGGUCUUCCUUUGGCAUUAAAAGGUGUUACAUUUGAUAUAGAUUCACAAGAUAAAAUUGCAAUUGUUGGAAGAACAGGUGCAGGUAAGUUAAACAAUAACCAUUUUAUACCAUUGCCAUAAACUUUUUCAAAAUACAAUAAGCCCUACUUACUUGCUUGGACUAAUAGUGGUAAACCUUGCUUGAGUUUACAAAAGCCUUGAGUUAUCAGGGUGUUUUCUCAGAUGACAUGGAAAAUGAGAAGGUGGAUAUACAGUGUAGUCAUUUAUUACAAUCAGCUUUGUACAGAAGUUUUACUGAGCUUUAUUAGGUUAUACUGCUAAAUUUAUUAUUACAGAAAAUGAGCUCAAAACAUUUCAUAACUGUAUAUAGCCUUUAGUAAAUUACUGACUAUAGUAAUAUAGUGCACUGUACUACAAAGACUUCCAGAUUUUGAAAACACUUGUUAACUAUAAUUUCACUAUAAUUAUAAUUUUUCUGGGGGGCACUUCCGACGUUCGUCAGUGUUGGUGAGUUUUUGAGAGAGCUGUUUUUGUUGAAUUAUAGCACUUUGGAUAUGCUUGCUUUUACAAAGUGUUUGAUUCUUUAUCUUGGUUUCAUCAAAGAAUUUGAUAUAUAUUUAUUAUUACGUGCUUUAUUGGUAAUUGGAGGUAUUGAAUCUAAUCCUGGACCGAUGUCUCGUACUCCACCUUCCUCCCCUAUUUCAAAGUCGUCCAUAUCAGUUGUUGGAAAACGUCAAAGAUCUCCUAGUGAACCGACUUUGAAAUCUCAGCGAUUGGAAAAUUUUUUUCCUCCUUUGGGUUCUUCAAAUGUACCCCAAAAUUUAUUUUCCUUUUUAGAGGAAAAAUUUGAUACCAUUUUGACUAAACUUGAAGAUUUAUCUACUAAAUUCGAAUGGCUGGCAAAUUUGCAUAAAGAUUUUGAACAACGUCUUCUCAAUGUAGAGAAGAAGGUGGAGGAAAUUUCUAAUUUAAAUACCUCAUUUACUGCUUCGACCUCCUAUUUCUUAUAUCUUUUAGAUUCAUCGAUAAAUGAAUGUCAGAGAAAUAAUAUUGUUAUUGCUGGUUUAGAGGGAAACUCGUCUGAAAUCUUGUCCUUGGCUUCUGAUAUUUUGUCAUCUAUUAAAAGACCUAGUGGUGACUCAAUUUUGAUAAAAGAUCUUAAAAUAAUCUCAAAAAAUAAAUUGGUGGUGGCUAAACUUGAUAUUGUCUCCGAUAAAAAACUCAUUUACCGGAAUGUUCAUAAUAUUCAGAAGAGGGAAGGAUGCUCUAGGGUAAAGUUUUUCGAUGAUUUAUAUUGGAGAUCAAGACUUAGGAGGAAAAGUCUUUUUUCUUUCUAUCAAGAGGCUAAGAAGACUGGAAAAGAUGCGUAUAUGAGAGCUGAUUGUCUAACAGUAAACGGAGAAAACUUUACGUUUGAUUUAAUAAGCAAUAAGCUAAUGAAAAUUGAACCUUUUUUAUUACCAGGGAAGACGGAUCGACGAAUGGACGAGAAUUAAAAAUUUCAACUGUUACUCCUCAUUCAGAGGUUUCUUAUACGCUAAAGGUAUUGUCAUGGAAUAGUCAAGGUUCAUUGUUUGAUAACUUUUC